Naegleria fowleri is the source of this 1044-nucleotide messenger RNA. RefSeq lists its product as uncharacterized. The coding region runs from base 1 to 1044 and encodes 347 amino acids. The transcript has a single exon. The record is from RefSeq and is a predicted model, not a curated record. NCBI's taxonomy places the organism in Eukaryota, Heterolobosea, Eutetramitea, Acrasida, Naegleriidae.
AUGUCUGAAAACCAAACCGCCCUCGGCGAUGAAGACACUAAUCACCUUCGCCAUCACGCCUCUAUCAAAGAGGUCGCUAUUCGCCCGCAUACUGCAAACAAAUCUCUUUCUGCUCAAAAAUCGGCACAUGAUAAAUGGAGAGAAGAAAUGGAAAAUGAAAUUCUAGAGGCUCCGUCUUCCGUCAAUAUAGCCAAUUUGUCGGAAAUACAACCUAGCCCACCCAGCAUAUACAACUCCCCAAUGUUGUCGCAGCCAGAGGUCUCUAAUAUUACUACAACCUCUGGAGUCUCAGUUUUUAAUACCUCAGCCAUGACCGAUGACCAUUCUACUAAAUUGAAGCGACAUCAUAAGCUCUUCAGAGUGGUAGCCUUUACUACCAACUCUGUCGAAGAAGUCCUUGCAACCGUCGCAAUGAAUGCCGAUACGUUGUACGGUAGUAGAGUUGUCAGUGAAUUAGAUUGUAUUAUCUUCUUCUUCAAGUCGCGCAAAUUGGCAAACCAAGCAAUAUCUGCUGGUGCUAAGUCCAAGCUCACUAUGAUACCUCAAACCGUCAAAACAUCAUUCCGUUAUAAGGUCGACAAGGAUUUAGACAAGACUAAUAUGCAUUCUAUUAUCUCAACCCUUGGUUCUUCUAUCAACAAUAUCAAUUUUAGCAAGAUGGAUGAUCAGGAAUUUUGGGCUAUUGGUACUAAUAUUGAGUUACCUGCCAAUCAUUUGAAGAAAUUUAAGCUUUCCAAAAUGAGAACAGAUAUCUCUCGCUUCCGUAUUGCCUUUAAUGGUAAAGAAAAAGAUCUUCCUAAACUCAAGGGUGCCAUUAGUUCCCAAUGGAAAGUCAAGAUUGAGAGUAUCGAGUUGGCUAAGAAGAUGGCUGUUGUUGGUAUUAAAAAGAUCAAAUUACCAAUAACAUUACCAAGUUCGUCCAAGUUGGUAAUUAUAGUUUCAGAAACCUCUCAUUCUCUACUAGAGUUGCCAAUUCUAUCAGUCACAGAAUGGAAGCUGUUGAAAAACAAAUGUCUGAAAUGUCAUCAGCUCUCCAAAAAUUGA